AUGGCUAACACUGAUGCUCACGCUAAAGCUUUGGCUGUUGUAUCGUCCACACUGAAUCACUGGUCAAAGUCAUACAUGGAUAAAGAGUCAGUAAUACCACAAUGGAAGUACUAUACCGAGGUGACGAAGCAUGACAGUAAUCCAGAGAUAUUAGCCGUUUGGUCUCUUCCUACUGCUAAAGAACCUAUUCCAAGGGCCUUUGCACGUGUUUGGUUCCAAUACAGUCAACAAGCAACACCACCAACUCUAUCCUACCGUUUCGAAAUGCAGUCUCUGAUUCACCUUAUCCCGCUCGCCACCCCCUCAUCGAUCGAAACACGCAACAUAGACGCAGCAGCCAAACAUUUAGGCAAUCCAGCAAAGUCCAUCCCUCAAAUUCUGAAAUCCAAAGAACGUGUAGCAUCAUCAAUACAGGAUGGUAAACUCAUGAAGAGCAUAUCACAACCAGCUACUCCAACUGCUCAAGAAAUACUAGAAGGGUGGUUGCAAGCUGCAAAGAAGGAGGACGCUGUAGUCGAAACUGGAUCCAACUUGACAUAUGACAGAAUCUUUUACCGUAAUGGAGACGCUACGAAACCUGCUUGUGGUCCAUUCAGUGAUAUGAUUAUUCCGGCAAGAGUGGAAGCAGAGUGUUGGAAGUCUCUAGGUGCCAAGUUUGUUGAAUCGAAUACCAUACCGACCAAACCUGUAGCAGCUAAAGAAGCCGCAACUGAAGAAGAUGUAGCUGCUUCAAAGAUACAACGAAUGUGGAGAAGUCGACAAAGUUCGCACCAGCCUCAAAUGCGAUCUGACGAUGAAGCUGCACCAGAGGAACAAGAAGAACAAGAAGUGGAAGCUAAUAACGACACCGUUGAACCAGAACUGGAGGAAGCAGACGAAACCCCAGAUGCUGAGCCUGAAGCUGAUCAAGAAGAAGCACUUGAAUAUGAACAAGAGGACGCUGAAGAAUCCCAAGAACCUGAACCUGCCGAUGAUGAGGACUACGAAGAGCCUACGCCUGAUACGGGUCUUGCAGAGGAGGAAGAAGCUACAGUGGAAGCGACAGAAUGA
This is a messenger RNA of Synchytrium microbalum, 1050 nucleotides long. RefSeq lists its product as uncharacterized. The transcript has 2 exons. Lineage: Eukaryota; Fungi; Chytridiomycota; Chytridiomycetes; Synchytriales; Synchytriaceae. Bases 1 to 1050 code for a protein of 349 amino acids. The record is from RefSeq and is a predicted model, not a curated record.